AUGGAAAUACUAAUACUUGGACAAGAAGACAGAGUCACCCCAUUACACCUUGCUGCAGAAAAUGGCCAUGAAGAGGUGGUGGAAGCAUUGCUUGGAAAAGGUGCUGCUGUUGAUGCAAGGAAUGAUAAAAACUGGACCCCAUUACACAUUGCUGCACAAAAUGGUCAUAAAGAGGUGGUGGAAGCAUUGCUUGGAAAAGGUGCUGCUGUUGAUGCAAGGAAUGAUAAAAACUGGACCCCAUUACACCUUGCUGCACAAAAUGGUCACAAAGAGGUGGUGGAAGCAUUGCUUGGAAAAGGUGCUGCUGUUGAUACAAGGGAAGAAGACAAUUGGACCCCAUUGCACAUUGCUGCACAAAAUGGUCAUAAAGAGGUGGUGGAAGCAUUGCUUGGAAAAGGUGCUGCUGUUGAUGCAAGGGAAGAAAGAAACUCAACCCCAUUACACAUUGCUGCACAAAAUGGCCAUAAAGAGGUGGUGGAAGCAUUGAUUGGAAAAGGUGCUGCUGUUGAUGCAAGGAAUGAUAAAAACUGGACCCCAUUACUCCUUGCUGCACAAAAUGGUCACAAAGAGGUGGUGAAAGCAUUCCUUGGAUCUAGUGCUGCUGUUGAUGCAAGGGAAGAAAGAAACUCAACCCCAUUACACAUUGCUGCACAAAAUGGCCAUAAAGAGGUGGUGGAAGCAUUGCUUGGAAAAGGUGCUGCUGUUGAUGCAAGGAAUGAUAAAAACUGGACCCCAUUACACCAUGCUGCACAAAAUGGUCACAAAGAGGUGGUGAAAGCAUUGCUUGGAAAAGGUGCUGCUGUUGAUGCAAGGAUUGAUAAAAACUGGACCCCAUUACUCCUUGCUGCACAAAAUGGUCACAAACAGGUGGUGGAAGCAUUGCUUGGAAAAGGUGCUGCUGUUGAUACAAAGGAAGAAGACAAUUGGACCCCAUUGCACAUUGCUGCACAAAAUGGUCAUGAACAGGUGGUGGAAGCAUUGCUUGGAAAAGGUGCUGCUGUUGAUGCAAGGGGAGAUAAGAACUGGACCCCAUUACUCCUUGCUGCACAAAAUGGUCACAAACAGGUGGUGGAAGCAUUGCUUGGAAAAGGUGCUGCUGUUGAUGCAAGAAUUGAUGAAAACUGGACCUCAUUACACAUUGCUGCACAAAAUGGCCAUAAAGAGGUGUUGGAAGCAUUGCUUGGAAAAGGUGCUGCUGUUGAUGCAAGGAAUGAUAAAAACUGGACCCCAUUACACCUUCCUGCACAAAAUGGUCACACAGAGGUGGUGGAAGCAUUCCUUGGAAAACGUGCAGACGUGAAUGCAAGAAAUCAGGAAGGUUUAACUCCAUUACACAUGGCUGCAUAUACUGGUCAGAAAGAGGUAGUGGAAGCAUUGCUUCAAAAAGGUGCAGAUGUCAAAGCAAUAAAUCAAAAUGGGUCAACUCCAUUAGAGUUGGCUUUACAAAAUGGUCAUGUAGAGGUGGUGCAAAUAUUGCUUCAAGAAUAUGCUCUGGUUCACUGA
Notodromas monacha is the source of this 1503-nucleotide messenger RNA. The record is from the annotation of a GenBank genome assembly. NCBI's taxonomy places the organism in Eukaryota, Metazoa, Arthropoda, Ostracoda, Podocopida, Cyprididae.